Molecule: messenger RNA, 2458 nt
Organism: Pyrus x bretschneideri (Chinese white pear)
Lineage: Eukaryota; Viridiplantae; Streptophyta; Magnoliopsida; Rosales; Rosaceae
Exons: 5
Coding region: 260-2218 (652 amino acids)
Source: RefSeq, a predicted model, not a curated record
UUUCGACUGCUGUACUUUUUGGUGCAUUACGUUUGGUGCCAAAACGUUUUUGGGUUUCAAUUUUCAAAACCCUCUCGAAAUAUUGACCUCGCCAAUCCUCGUUAAUCUUCCUCUGGAAGCUCUCUCUCUCUCUCUCUCAACAUCGCUGCCUGCUGGCUUCGUCUUCGUCUUCGUUUUCGUCUUCGUCUUCGUCUUCGUCUUCGUCUUCGUCUACGAAGAGUUAGGGUUUCCCCCCUUUUCUUUUCCUUGAAAGAACUAAAUGAGAAGGAGAGGGCCAUCAAGAGAAUUUUCUGAACUUAGAAGUUGUUCUGGGAAGAAAACUGUAGAAAGUUGCAAGGCUAAAAGGGAUGCUGAUAAAUUUGUGUUCAUUGAUCUUGAGUGUGAAGAUGUCAUCGACAUCGAUUAUCUUGAGUCUUUGCAGGCAAAGUCACGAGGUUCCAGUACAUUGAGAAAAGACAGAGAAUUGAAGUCUAGUAGUUUCAUAUAUAUAGAUGAUGAUGAAGAUAAUAUUGCAAGUCCUGUAAUCACUGUUGAGGAUGUUGGGGACCUCGAUAGUGAUGCCACCUCAAGCAAAAGUUCUUUUCUUGGUUCUAGGAAGAGUUCUGUAACCUCAGAUGGUGAUGAAUGUCGGGGUGUCCAGGAAAAGGUUUCUCCAGUAAAGGGGUCAAGGUGCAAGCAAACCCACUCUGGUGGAGCUCCUAGCAGGAAUUGUUAUGGUUUCGGUUUUGAAUCUGAGAGUUGUUCAUCUGAUAGUGAUUAUUCUGAUUGCGAGCUAAUAGAAGAUUCUCAUGGGAAGCUUCAUCAACAUUGGGAAAAAGUUUCCCAAAAGAGAAAACAUGUUGUUCAUAAUGGCCAGUCUGGUUCAGAUGGUCAAUUUAGUGGAUCUGGAUCUCAUAGUGAAACCCAUGCUAAUGCUGAGGCAGAGAAUAGGGCAGCACCUGGAGAUGUCCCUGUUUGUUCAAGUUCAAAAAAUGGAAAUUAUGAAAAGGAAAACCUUCCAGACUUUAUGGGUACUCAUGAUGGCAACACUGAGGGUAGUUCUUUGGAUCCCCAAAUGGAUGGUCCUUUUGUUGAAUCCAAUCAGAAUGCCGCUAAAGAAGAUCCUCUUAUUUAUGAGUGGCAGGGUUUCCAAACUGAUGGCAUGGCUGGUUUAUGGAAUGAAGGAGAACAAACUCCUGAAGAGCAUCCCUUGUCAUCAGAACUAGGUGGUAAACAGCCUAAACAUCCAGGGACUUGUUUUAUGGAUAACGGGCAAUUUGGGGGUGAAACCAAUGAUGAUCAAAGAAAAGCUACUGUUUUGAAUAAGGAAGAAUCUGUUGGCAAGAACCAACUUUGUGAUGAAAUGCCUAGUGACAACGAUAGAGUUGAACGAAGGGGCAAGGUUGAUGAAUUUCAUGAUGCUCCUUCUAGUUCUGAGGAAAAAGUUAAUGCAGUUUCUGGUCAACAAUUUGAUGAAAUGCAGAUGGAUAGUGGGCGUGCUCCUUCCGAAGACAAACUUGGCGCUGUUCAUAAAAAAACUUAUUCCCAGGAUAAAGCUAGUGCUAACUUUGAGGAAGUAUCUUUGGGCAACACCUCAUGUCAGGGAACUAGUUAUCAGGGGGGAUUUGAUUCACCAAGAGGGAAAGAAUCAUGUGAUUUGAGGGAUCGGUUACCUGCCGAGGAUGGCUAUGUGAGUCCUGUUCAAAGAGAUACAGCCAUUGUUGGAAGUGAUAUAAUCACUGAUCGAGAAAAGCACAAGGAGACUGCUGAAUACAAGCGAGCAAUAGAAGAAGAAAUGGAAUCCAGGAAGCGAGUCUUACAAAUUCAGGCAGAAGAGGCACAAAGAUUACGGAAAAGGAGAAAGGCAGAAAGCAUGCGUUUAUUGGAUAUGCAGAGAAGGCAAAAGCAACGUGUGGAAGAAGUAAGAGAGACGCAAAAGAAGGAUGAAGAAAAUUUAAAUUUGAAAGACCAACUUCGUGCUGAAGUAAGGAAGGAGCUUAAAAGAUUGGAAUUGACAUGCAUAGAUAUGGCUUCUUUGCUUCGUGGCUUAGGCAUACAAGUGGGGGCUGAUUUCCGUCCUUUGCCCAAUGAGGUGCAUGCAGCGUAUAAACGGGCACUGCUGAAAUUUCACCCAGACCGGGCAUCAAGAAGUGACAUACGCCAGCAAGUUGAAGCUGAGGAGAAGUUUAAGCUUAUAUCACGCAUGAAGGAAAAACUUCUACCGACUUCAUGCUACUGAAUACAUAGUUGUAAAUUUUCUUCAAAAUUGAUCAAUUUUCCAAUGGCAACAGAUUAGGGUUUUUUUUGGCUCCUGCCACAAGGUUUCUGAUUCCUCGUUUUGUAUCAGUUGUCAUUUUUUUUUCAACCUGAUUUUAGCAGGUAACGAAGAUCUAUAUUGUAAAUCAGUUGUAGUUUCUUGUAGGUGGCCGGAGAAACUAUUGUUUCAAAUGUGGAAAUACAAGUACCUCUGCUUUUGUAA